Messenger RNA from Paraglomus brasilianum, 489 nucleotides. NCBI's taxonomy places the organism in Eukaryota, Fungi, Glomeromycota, Glomeromycetes, Paraglomerales, Paraglomeraceae. The record is from the annotation of a GenBank genome assembly.
AUGACCACCACGUCGCCCACUGUACACUUUUUGUCGCAAGAAACGACUACACUAAUAGUAAAAAACCUCCCCAAUCUACCCGAGCAAGACAUACACGAGUUUCUGAGACACUUUGGCGCGCAGGAUAUACGAAUACUCAAUUCACAGCACUCGCCGCAUUCAGCCUUUAUAGACUAUCCCGAUCGUCAUACAGCAGCAACAGCAUUCCAAAAGAUUAGUUCGCUCGAGCCUGUUUACGGAAAGAAGAUACGCGUAGAAUAUGCAUUGCCAUCUCACGCAACGUUGGUUAGGGACAGAUCGAAUAGGGAGGAAGCAAGCGAAGAAAGAGACGGCGGAAAGAACGAAGCCGGAGAGAUAGAAAUUCUCCAAAACAUUACAUCUGCCAUUGCUGCAGUUCCGCGGCUCUACACUCAAGUAUUGCAUUUGAUGAAUAAGAUGAAUUUACCGCCGCCGUUUGGGCCCGUUUAUGAAAACAGUGUCCCGGAAUUG